AUAGCGGAAGCACUGCCGUUUGAGUCGCCGCUGACACGCAUUCAUCGACCAGCCUUUCAUAUUUUUGCCCUCUGUCCCUCCGGUGCUGGGGCCAGUGUAUGUUCGGCCGUUUCUUCGGGUUCGGGUCUGAGAGGGUGUCUCGUUUGCUGAACCAGGUGGCGCUGAUGAUGAAGCCGCAGGUGGUCUUUGUGUUGGGCGGGCCUGGCGCCGGUAAAGGGACCCAGUGCUCUAAAAUAGUAGAGAACUACGGCUACACUCACCUAUCGGCUGGAGACUUGCUGAGGGCAGAGAGAGCCAGAGAGAGCUCUGAGUAUGGGCAGCUUAUUGCAAACUACAUCAAGGAGGGAAAAAUUGUUCCUGUGGAGAUUACAAUCAACCUUUUAAAGCAGGCAAUGGAAGAGACCAUGCAGAAAGAUGAGAAGAAGUUCAGAUUCCUCAUAGAUGGAUUUCCACGUAACGAGGACAACCUUCAGGGAUGGAAUUCCGUGAUGAAUGGAAAAGCUGAUGUCAAAUUUGUGCUUUUCUUUGACUGUAGCAAUGAGGUUUGCAUUGACCGGUGUCUAGAACGAGGCAAGAGCAGUGGACGCACAGAUGACAACAGAGAAAGUUUGCAGAAAAGAAUCCAAACCUACUUGCAAUCCACCCGACCUAUCAUCGAUCUGUAUGAAAAACAGGGAAAGGUGCGCACAGUGGACGCUUCUCGUUCUGUUGAGGAGGUGUUUGCUGACGUGAAAUCCAUCUUGGACAAAGAGGGUUGACCUUACCAUCUUUACACAUUACUUUAAAAUUUUUAUUUUAUCUUUUACAUUGCUUCUAUAAAUUUCUUUCUGUUCAAAACAUUUUUUUUUUUAUAUAAUUUUUUGGUUUGUUUUCCAUUGUUUUUGUCACUGUCAUAAGUAUGUGUAUCAAUUCGUAAGUGAGAUUAGAUCUGCCAUAGCUACUUGUUACCAAUGUUUUACAUAAAUAAUACACUUUCAACGUAGUAUAGGGCUUUUCUAGGGGACAAAUAAGCACUAAGCCAGAACUAUUAAGUUGGAUUCAUGAAGAAGUUUUCAGCCUGCACUCUUGGUCUCCAAAAGAACAAUGAAUGAAUAAAAUAUAAAUUAAUUAAAGCUUAA
Boleophthalmus pectinirostris (great blue-spotted mudskipper) is the source of this 1118-nucleotide messenger RNA. RefSeq names its product cytidylate kinase (gene cmpk1). Gene Ontology annotation, biological process: UDP biosynthetic process; CDP biosynthetic process; 'de novo' pyrimidine nucleobase biosynthetic process. NCBI's taxonomy places the organism in Eukaryota, Metazoa, Chordata, Actinopteri, Gobiiformes, Gobiidae. Gene Ontology annotation, cellular component: cytoplasm; nucleus. The record is from RefSeq and is a predicted model, not a curated record. Gene Ontology annotation, molecular function: UMP kinase activity; ATP binding. The transcript has 6 exons. Bases 99 to 758 code for a protein of 219 amino acids.